AUGAGUAUCCCAGUAGGUAUUGAUUUCGGGAAUUUGAAUUCUAUUUACGCCGUCACUAGAAAUAAGGGGAUUGAUAUAGUUGUUAACGAGGUUUCCAAUCGUUCUACCCCUACUAUUGUUGGGUUUGGUGAAAAAAAUAGAUUUAUUGGAGAAGCUGGUAAGACUAAACAAGCUUCCAAUGUUAAAAAUACAGUGGGUAGUUUAAAGAGAAUCUUAGGUCUUUCUUUUGAGGAACAAAGCGAAUUGGCCAUUGAACAAAACUAUGUCGAUGCCCAACUAAUUAAGACUCAGGAAGAUAAUGUUGGAGUCCGAGUAAAUUAUUUGAAUCAGCCACAAGAAUUUUCCUCAACUCAAUUAGCUGCUAUGUUUUUCAGUAAAUCAAAAAGGACUAUUGAAGAUGAAACUAAAGCCCCAGUAACUGAUGCAGUUAUUACUGUUCCAGCUUGGUAUGGUGAAAAACAAAGAUACGCAGUUCAUGAUGCUGCUAAGAUGGCUGAUUUGAAUCCUGUUAAUAUCAUCAACGAAACUACAGCUGCUGCCAUUACAUAUGGGUUAUUUAAACCGGACUUACCUGUGAAAUCCAAGGAUACCCCAGAAGUAAAGCCUAGAAUUGUUGGUAUCAUUGAUAUAGGACAUUCUACUUAUACUUGUUCUAUAAUAGCAUUCUAUCAAAAUGAAUUGAAAGUUUUAGGUACAGGGUAUGAUAAACAUUUCGGUGGUAGAAAUAUUGACUAUGCCAUUGCUAACCAUUUUGUUGAAGAAUUUAAAUCAAAAUAUAAGAUUGAUAUCUCAACAAAUCCCAAAGCAUUUAAUAGAAUCGUUGCAUCUUCGGAGAAAUUGAAAAAAGUCUUGUCUGUUAACACUUCGUCCUCCUUUUCUGUGGAAUCUGUGAUGGAUGAUAUCGAUGUAAAAUCAGAGUUAGCUAGAGAAGACUUAGAGGAAAUGAUAUCCCCACUUUUAUCAAAAGUUUCGGGCCCUGUAGAAUUAGCUUUAAACCAGGCCAAAAUUUCUGUAGAUAAAAUUGAUUCUAUUGAAUUAAUUGGCGGUACAACUCGUGUGCCAGCAAUUAAACAGCAAUUAUCACAAUUAUUCAAGGGGAGGCCAUUAGCCUCUACCAUUAAUCAAGACGAAGCUAUAGCAAAGGGAGCUGCAUUCGUGUGUGCUACUCACUCUCCAAUUGUCAGAGUCAGGCCUUAUAAAUUCCAAGAUAUAAAUCCAUAUUCUGUAACUUAUGAAUGGGAAAGACAAGAUAUCUCAGAACCUAAUGAGAUUACAUCCUUAGAAGUCUUUCCAAAAGAUUGUCCAAUUCCAUCUACAAAGAUAUUCACCUUACCACGCUCAGGUGACUUUUCUGUUCAUAUUAAUUAUACAAACCCAUUAGAAGUUUCGAAAUCUACUAAUCAAAAAUUAAGUAGAUGGCAUAUUCAUGGUAUUUCUCUUGAGGAAGAUCAAGAAUCUGUACCAGUUGAAUUAAGACUAAGAUCUGAAAUCUCAGGAUUUUAUAUCAUUAGAGACGCUUAUACUUUAAAACAAGAUCCAUCAAUUACUGAAAAACCUAAUACUGGUGAAAAAAAUCAUAACAAUUCUCAAAAGCCAAAAUAUGUUAGAGAUAAAAGAUUAAAUGUUAAGAGUCAUACUUUUGCAAUUUCUCAUAAAGCUUUGAAAGAAUUGAAAAAAAUUGAAGAAGAUAUGAUUAAACAAGAUAUUUUAGUUGAAGAAACUGAAGAACGUAAAAACUCGUUUGAAGAAUAUAUAUAUAAUUUAAGAGCCAAAUUGGAAGGUGAUUAUGUACCAUUUGUCUCAGAAGAUGAAAAGGAAAAAUUACAAUCUUUAUUGUUACAAGAAGAAGAUUGGUUAUAUGAAGAUGGUGAAGAUGCUUCUAAAGAAGAAUAUAUGACAAGACAUGAUGCAUUGAGUGAACUAGCUGAUCCUAUUCGUCGUAGAUAUCUGGAAAGUGAAAAGCAAAAGCAAUUAGCUAAAGAUGCGAGUAAUCUCUCAAAGCAACAGCAAACUAACGAUAAAAAAGUGGUUCAAAACAAUGAAGGACGCGACGAAAAAUCACAAAAAAUAGAUAAAGAAGGUGAUGUAGAUAUGGCAGAUUGA
Messenger RNA from Henningerozyma blattae CBS 6284, 2103 nucleotides. RefSeq lists its product as uncharacterized. The transcript has a single exon. Gene Ontology annotation, cellular component: cytosol; nucleus. Gene Ontology annotation, molecular function: ATP binding; ATP-dependent protein folding chaperone. NCBI's taxonomy places the organism in Eukaryota, Fungi, Ascomycota, Saccharomycetes, Saccharomycetales, Saccharomycetaceae. Gene Ontology annotation, biological process: protein folding. Bases 1 to 2103 code for a protein of 700 amino acids. The record is from RefSeq and is a predicted model, not a curated record.